AUGGCUGUCUGCGAAGGAUCUACAACAUCUUCUGGCCCAACAAAAUUUCCAACAACGACCUGUACCAGAAGACUGGGUGCACAAGCAUCGAUCUUGAAAUCAAGAAACGCCGGCUUAGAUGGCUGGGACAUGUCUUACGAAUGUCGCCAGAGAGAAUACCCAAGGUUGCCCUUAGGUGGACACCUGCAGGCAAAAGAAAAAGGGGAAGACUCAAAACCACCUGGAGAAAGACAGUUGAAACUGAACCAAGUGAGAUGGGUGUUUCAUGAGGAGAGGCACAGGAUACUGCUUAAGCGCAUUGACAAGGCUAUCGAUUCGACACUCGGAGAAGAACAGACCGUGUUUAGAAGAGAAAGAGGUUGUAUGGAUCAGAUAUUUGCUUUACGAAACAUCCUGGAACAGUCUCUCGAAUGGAAUACGUCUCUUUGCAUCAACUUUAUCGAUUUCCAAAAGGCAUUCGAUAGAGUACACCGAGAAAGUCUAUGGAAGAUCCUCCAAGCAUAUGGAUUACCACCCAAGAUUAUCAACCUUAUUAAGAUGUUCUACGACAACUUCGAAUGUAGUAUCAUCCUUGGAAACACCAUUACAGAAACAUUUCCAGUAAAAUUGGGAGUGUGCCAGGGCUGCAUACUCUCGCCUAUUCUCUUCCUUGUUACAACCGACUGGGUGAUGCGUCAGGCAACUUCCCUGCGCUUUCGUGGAAUACAGUGGACUAUCUUCUCUCACCUUCAAGACCUUGAGUUUGCUGAUGAUAUUGCCAUCCUUUCUUCAACACCUACUCAUCUUCAGAAGAAGUCAGACGAUCUCAAUACAAAUGCCAAGAAAACGGGACUGAUAAUCAGCAAAAAGACAUCCAAAAUUAUGUGUGUCAACUCUGGUACAUCGUGA
Molecule: messenger RNA, 888 nt
Organism: Orbicella faveolata
Lineage: Eukaryota; Metazoa; Cnidaria; Anthozoa; Scleractinia; Merulinidae
Source: RefSeq, a predicted model, not a curated record